Molecule: messenger RNA, 1416 nt
Organism: Lymnaea stagnalis (great pond snail)
Lineage: Eukaryota; Metazoa; Mollusca; Gastropoda; Lymnaeidae
Source: the annotation of a GenBank genome assembly
CUCGUCUCGGACGAGAUCUUCGUGUGGUUCACUGAAAUGUUCAGCGUGGCGUGCACUCUGAUGUGCGCCGUCGGGGGCUUCGGCAACGUGAUGGUCAUCCGGACGUUUCUGUCCAUGGGGCUCAAGGACGGCGUGACGCUGUCGUUCGUGUUCCUCGCCGUCUCGGACUUCGUCUACCUCCUGACGAUGGCGGCGCACGCGGUGGCGCUCGGGAUGUUCGUCGCCGAGAAGAAGACCGACUACAAAGUCUUCUUCUCCAUCGAGCCGUUCGGCGUGUAUAUCUUCGCCACCAACCUGGGGAUCAUGUUUUACUUAAUCACGGUUCUCAUUACCACGUUUCUCGCCAUCGUCCGGUGCUUGUGCGUGGCGAUGCCGCUGAAGUUCAAAAAGUCGUUCACCAGGAGGACCUCCGUGGCGACGCUGGUGGCGUUUUCGCUGAUCGCCGUGGCGAGCUACCUGCCCAUACUGGUCUACAUGAAGAUGGCCGUCGAGUUCGACCCCAGGGUCAACUGCACGAGGUACGUGCUGUGGAUCUCGCCAAAGAGGGACGAGGUCAAACAGGCCGUGUGGGUGUCCCGGGACGUUUUCGUCACGUUCGUCACCCAGAUCGUCGUCAUCGUCUGCGUCGUCAUCUUAACCAGGAGUCUCAAGGCGGCGUCCAGGUUCCGCAACGGCUCCCUUGUCGUGACGUCACUGGCGCACCCCCGGGAACAACCCGGACAGCGGCAUCGAAUUUCAACUGCCGUAGAGAUAUACACCAUCUGUGACGACCCGUUUGGGAAACAUUCACGCCACCAGAAUCAAAGACCAAAUUCCACAGAGCAGAAUCAAAGACCUAACUCCACAGAGCAGAAUCAAAGACCUAAUUCGACAGAGCAGAAUCAAAGACCUAAUUCCACAGAGCAGAAUCAAAGACCUAAUUCCACAGAGCAGAAUCAAAGACCUAAUUCCACAGAGCAGAAUCAAAGACCUAAUUCCACAGAGCAGAAUCAAAGACCUAACUCCACAACGCAGAAUCAAAGACCUAAUUCCACAGAGCAAAAUAAUCAAAGACAUAUUUCCACAGAGCGGAAGCAAAGACCUAACUCCACAACGCAGAACCCACGAAACAAUUUGACGAGCACCCGCCACGCUGAGGCUUCCGGUCAAGUGGGCGGCCAACCCGGCAAGCUGUCCUCUAAGGACACGUCGGUGAUCCAGCAAGUGGUCCUCAUCUCCGUCGUGUACAUCGUCUGCAACACGCCCAAGAUUCUCAUCGACGUCACCGCCAUGUUCGUCCCGGAGUUCACGCUGGGGAAGAGUUAUCAGAACUUGUACCUGGCCGUGAUUUGCAUCAUGGAGAUCUUCCAGGCAUUCAACUCCAGCAUCAGCAUCAGCAUCUAUUACAAGUACAACACUAAGUUCAGGAAACAGUUU